Juglans regia (Persian walnut) is the source of this 3819-nucleotide messenger RNA. RefSeq names its product protein STICHEL-like 2. The record is from RefSeq and is a predicted model, not a curated record. Bases 368 to 3490 code for a protein of 1040 amino acids. Gene Ontology annotation, biological process: DNA repair; DNA-templated DNA replication. Gene Ontology annotation, molecular function: DNA-directed DNA polymerase activity; DNA binding; ATP binding. The transcript is spliced from 9 exons. Gene Ontology annotation, cellular component: nucleus; DNA polymerase III complex; DNA replication factor C complex. Lineage: Eukaryota; Viridiplantae; Streptophyta; Magnoliopsida; Fagales; Juglandaceae.
GGCCGAGACUGCACCAGACCCCUCUGCAACGACUCUGCAGCUAUGGAACAAAGAAUAUCUGAACCAAACUGAAACUCUCUCUCUCUCUAACUGUGUACACGUCGGCCUGGCUCACGAGCAAUGGCGUGCAUUACACCCCCUAGCAUUAAUGAGAUUUGCUACUUUUCCACUUGGCCCUCCGUUACCCCUCUCUACCACUCACAGUCUAGGAUCCAGAAAUUCAACCACCAACACCACUGUUUUAGGGUUAGGGUUUUUGUAUCCCGCCUUCUACGCUACUGGUGCAGAUUCCCUCAUUCUCGAAGCGCUCGAGGAGUGGGAAUAUUUCUUCUCUGUAUAGUGGCCUUAUGUUCUUUCGUAUCCAGAGAUGACGGAUGGGCGGCGGCAUUCUUUGGACAUUCCUAUCUCAAGGACUCUUGUAGCACUGAGGAGAGUGAGGUCACUGAGGGAUCCAUCUACUAAUUCUAUGGGCAAAUUAUCUGCUUUGGUUGACACUGUGAACUGGGAGACUGAUUCAAGUAAUGGGAUUUCUUUGCGGUUCAAGAAUGAUUUCCAAGAAGGUGGCUCCAAUGGUGAUGCUGGGAGAUCAAAGAAUUUAGGUUUAUAUGGACUUAGAGAGGAUUAUGUUGAUGAUUUUGAACUAAAUUGUGGUGUGGAAAAAUGCAAGUUGAGCUCAUGUAAGGAUUUGGGUUUGGUUGGAAAGAAAAGCCAUCCUGGUAGGACCACACAGGUUGAAGGGUUGGACUAUUGUGCAUCAACUCAGGGAGAGGCUUAUGAAAGCAAACCAUUCAGUGACAGCUAUUGUGAAAAUCUUGGGGGUGUUGGAUUUGAAUUGACAUGCAUCACACCCUCCAACAAUCAUUUGGAGGAUGUUGAUUCAUGUAAUGAGCCGACCAUGGGACCAGCACGAGCUGAGCACAUAGAUCAAAUUGUGUCUACAAGAAAAUUGCGAUACAAAAAUCAUGUGAAAUCAUCUGGGGCACUGGGUGAUGUUCUGAGCUAUGUAGGAAGUCCAUGUGCAUCAAUAAAUGAUGCUGUUUCAGGCCAUGGUGCACCAUUAUCGGCAAAUGAGGAAGAGGAGGAUGUAGGUCACAGUCACCAUGGGUGUGGUAUAAGCUGCUGCUGGUCAAGGACUUCUAAAUUUGGAGAGUCAUAUCCUCCUUCUGAUACAGAAGAACGUCCCUUGGUAUCUGGGGAAGUAGAUGGCCCUGCAUUUUAUAAGCGUAGGAGCUUGAAACAUAUUAGUAAUGAAAUUACUCCAUACUCAGAAACUCCUAGGUGUUUGAGUCAGAAAUUCAGGCCAAAAUCUUUUAGUGAAUUGGUCGGACAAAAUUUAGUGGCAAAGUCUCUGUUGGGUGCCAUCUGUAAAGGAAGGAUAGCGUCAUUAUAUCUCUUCCAUGGUCCCCGUGGUACAGGCAAGACCUCUGCUUCAAGGAUAUUUGCAGCAGCACUGAAUUGCGUUUCACUUGAGGGGUAUAGGCCAUGUGGUUUGUGCCGAGAAUGUGUUUUGUUCUUUUCUGGAAGGUGCAGGGAUGUUAAGGAAGUGGAUUCUGUGAGAAUUAAUCGGAUGGAAAGGGUGAGAUCCCUUAUUAAGAAUGCACGCAUUCCUCCGGUUUCCUUGCGGUUCAAGGUUUUCAUUGUUGAUGAAUGCCAAUUGUUGCGGGGGGAAACAUGGGCAACUGUUUUGAAUAGCCUAGAUAGCCUUUCUCGACACGUUGUCUUUGUAAUGAUCACUCCUGACCUGGAUAAGGUGCCCCGAAGUGCAGUGUCACGGUCACAAAGAUAUCACUUUCCAAUGAUAAAAGAAGUGGACAUUGCAAACAGAUUGCAGAAAAUUUGCACCCAAGAGGGACUUGACUUUGAUCAGGCUGCUUUAGAAUUUGUUGCCUCUAAAUCAAAUGGUUCGCUUAGGGAUGCGGAGAUGAUGCUUGAUCAGCUAAGUUUGCUCGGUAAAACGAUCACAAUGACCUUGGCCCACGAGCUUAUUGGGAUUGUUUCUGAUGAUGAUUUGCUUGAUUUGCUGGAUUUGGCUUUGUCAUCUGACACUUCAAACACUGUAAUAAAGGCCAGGGAACUCAUGAGAUCAAGGAUUGAUCCUAUGCAACUUAUAUCACAGCUAGCGAAUCUCAUUAUGGACAUUCUUGCGGGUAAAUGUCAGGAAGGUAGCUCUGAAGUCAGGAGAAAGUUCUCUAUUAUGCAUACCUCUGAAGUGGACACGCAGAAACUGAGUCAUGCAUUAAAGAUACUUUCUGAAACAGAGAAGCAAUUUAGGAUGUCUAAGAAUCAAACAACAUGGCUCACUGUAGCUCUUCUACAGUUAAGCUCUGUGGAGUCUUCUUCUGUGAAUGCCAAUGACUCAAAGUUUUGUUUAAAAGAAACACAGCACCAAGAUGGUGGUUUUUGCAGUCUGUCUGCCACAGGGGAAGGCUCAAAAAAUCUUGAAACAUGUUCGUUUGAGGGCUAUAAACUGCAUAAAUUGGGAAUACAGGAGGAUUGUGAAGGAACAUUGGAAUCCAUUUGGAAGAAAACUACAGACUUGUGCCAAUCCAAUUCGCUCAAGAACAUUCUAAAGAAUCAUGGGAAGCUGUCGUCUCUUCGUUUUAAUGAAGGUCUUGCAGUAGUUGAAUUGCAAUUCCAGCAUCCUGACUAUGCAUCCAAGGCCGAAAAGUCAUGGAAACAGAUUGCAAGUUCACUUCAGUCUAUUCUUGGUUGUAAUGUAGAAAUUAGGAUCAACAUUGCACAUUGUGUUUCUUAUCCAAAGCACAGAAAGGUGAGGAAGCAAUCUUUCAGUUUGUUUAAUUGUUCUCGUAGAAUGCAGCGGAAGUCACAUUCAUCCAACGAGUGUGGAAGUGAUUCAGACCUUUCUGAGCACACAUCCGAAAAAGCUAUGAUAAGAGAUAGACCCAAUUUAAAUUCUACCUCGAGUGGGGAUUCUCAAAAGCAACAUAAAUACCAUGAUAGAGUGGAGGUCAUGAGCACCUUGAGAAAUAAUGAAGGAAAUGUGCUGAGCACUGGGACGGCCUUAACCCACAGGUCAUUAGAGAAUGAUAUGCCAAAGAUGCCUAUGUUAGGAGUCAAGUCUUCAACUGAAGAGGGAAGCAACCGUGGAAGUCAGGAUUUAUCUAUUCACAAACCAGGGGAUCAGCCAAACUGUUUCCCAAGAAAACUAAGGUUUCAAAAGAAAUUGCGUUCCUCAGACGAUUCUCAGACGAUUCUUCCUAGUAUCGAAAAAGGAAACAAGCUAGCAUUUUCUAUCCCUCAGACAUCAUCUUUUGAAACUUAUAUAUCUGCCCAGGGUCCUUAUGUUUUCUGCAGCAGCUCUAACAACCAUGCUAGCAGCUCUAGAGAUGACAAUGGACUGAGGGAGAAUGCCGAUGUGCUAUGUUGGAGAACACCGACAUUUCUUCAAAAGAAGGAGUUGCAUCCAAGGCAUCCACGAGAAGGGUCCAACAUGGUCGGGUGGGUUCUUCCCUGUGCUGCCGCUAAGUAGUUCUGCUAUAUAUAGGACAAGAUCGCAGUAGUCUUUGAUGGCUGCAUUGGAGCCUCUUGGACAUGAAUAUAUUGCCCUUUUUUCAAGUGUAUGCUGCAAAAUCUUCUUCUAUAUAUUGUAAAUGCCUCACUUCUGGAGCAGCAAGCCAAAUAUGUUUAUCAACAAAUUACAGGAGAUGGAGUUGCAACCUAUAAUGUAAAGUAAAACCCAACAAAGGUAAGUAGGUUUUGAUGGUGCCCCAACGCCACCACCACCACCUUUACCAUGUUGACACUGAAAACAAUGAGAGUGUGCAACUAUCUUUAGUUUUUUUUUUUUUAUCAGCAAAA